Plutella xylostella (diamondback moth) is the source of this 1690-nucleotide messenger RNA. RefSeq lists its product as uncharacterized. Lineage: Eukaryota; Metazoa; Arthropoda; Insecta; Lepidoptera; Plutellidae. The record is from RefSeq and is a predicted model, not a curated record.
CUAAAAAUCAAUUCUUGGGUGCACCAUUUAUGAUGUGUGAUCCAACGUUUAAAAGACAAAAAACUCCUUUGGAAGGAUUUGGAGUAAAACCUGGAGAAAUUUAUUAUACGUCCCGCACAAACCGUGCAACAGCUCACUACAACCAGUACAUCGCUAAACUUCGGGCCUCAGAAGAGGAAGAGAGACGGGGAGAUGACCUGAACAAGACGGAAGAAAGAGACCAACAGCAGAGCAACUUCUUUAUACGAUGCGAUCGCAAAUCCCUUAUCAAAAAAGUCGCCCAGCGUGUGGACCUGGCCAUGGCUUCCUAUCAAGACGACUUGAACAAGAAACGAGCCAGACUAUCGGAUCUCCUAACUAAAGAAGAAGAAGACAACAUCCGUAAAUUCGUGGUCCAAGUGCAGUCUGGAGCUGAACUAGCGUGGAAAGAGAAAGAAGACAGGCUCGCCUACUUACUCGCUAAGAGACAGAAGGAACAUGAGGAGAAGUAUAAGGAUACACCUCUCACAAAAUGCACGCACCUAACGCCUCUCCUAGUAAAGCAGCGAGCUAUAGAGACCCAAGAGAUACAACUGUAUCAAAUGAGAGAGAAAGAGGCGAGAAGAGAGGCCGAGAGAGAGUUUGACAUGAUGUGGCAUGAACUGACCAUGAAGGAGAGUGAAGCUUUGGCCGCCCGUUUAGAACACGACGCCAUAGAACGCAAACGCCAAGACUAUGCAUGCGCGCUACACUCCGAGCAACAGAAGAGAGAAAGAGAGAGACUACGGGAGAUAGAGAGAGAACGAUUGAUAGAGGAGACCAAGUGGCUGAGGAGUGUUUGGGAUAAGGAGAAUAUGGAACAAGAACAAGCCGAAAAACAACGAGAAUUGAAUCGCAUAGAAGCAGCCCAAGAACAGAAGCAAACCAACGAAGAGAAUGCGGCCCUCAGAGCCAAACAGAAGUUAGAACAAGACCUCAUCAAUCAGACCUGGGACGCUUUAUCUAGUCAGGGGAAAGCCGAUGAUACGGCUAAACUGGAGUUGAUGAAGAUUAAAGAGAAAGAGCUAGUAGAAUGCAACCGUCGCAUGACACAGCUGAAGAAAGACCUACUACUACUGGAGCAAGCUUCAGACAAAGUGACUGAAAGCGACGCGGCGACGCUGAGGCAGAUAGAACAACGGUGCAAGUACCAACGAUGGGCUAAUGAGUUGCAUAAGGACUGCCGCAAGACUAUUGUAGAACAAAUUAAAGAGAAAUGUGAAGCUAAACAACGGCUGAAGAAGAAAUUGGACGAAGAGAACGAAUACUUCAAGCAACUGUCCCGACAGUUGGACGAACUGACCGAUUAUAAGCGGAAGAGCAAUAACGCUAACAAAAUACAUCAAGGACACUUGGUAGAACAAAUCAAGUACAACCAGCUGUUGAAGUUGCGAGCCAAACAGGAAGAGUUGUCACAGGUUGAGAAAUGCAAGAUGGCCACCAAAGAAUACGAGGCUGAGAUACAGAGGAUGUUGAAGCGUCCAUUCUUCAGUGAACACGUGCACCCGUUCGUGCGGCCGAUGCUACAAGCGAAGAUCACUGACUGUCCCUGUGGAAAGCCUGACUGGUGCAAGUAGAUGGAAGAUUGGGGGGGUUUGAUAUUAUACUCACUAGCUAUGAAAAGGUCCAGUGUCAUUUUCAUUGCUUGUGACUAGUGAGUGUAUAAGGUACC